Messenger RNA from Stomoxys calcitrans (stable fly), 1209 nucleotides. RefSeq names its product ficolin-2. The coding region runs from base 282 to 989 and encodes 235 amino acids. The transcript is spliced from 6 exons. Lineage: Eukaryota; Metazoa; Arthropoda; Insecta; Diptera; Muscidae. The record is from RefSeq and is a predicted model, not a curated record.
AAGCUGUGAAAAAAUUUGUCAACGCAGACUAUAUGAAAAAUCCGCAAUUACUUUUUGGGCAACCCAAUAUAUAAACAAAUCUUGGGAAUGAGAUGUUGGGUUAUUACGUUAUGAUUGCAACAGAACUGCAAUGAAUGAAUGAAUGAUGAUAUUACCUAUCUAUUGGGGAUCUAGAGGAUCCAAAUGAAGAUCCACACAGUUUGAUACUAUGGAAGAAUCUAUUUGACAAAGUGAAUUCACUUCUGGAAAACACUGAUCAGCUUCAUAGCAAAUUUUUGGAUAUGAGCAAAAGGAUUGAUGAAAUCAGCAAAAGACAAGAGGAGCAGCAAACCCAGUUGAAUGAAUUAAUGAAAACUAUGCAGCCUAAUCCGAAUGUAUUAAGUCCCAUGAGUAAAAUCAACGGUGAAGUGGCCAUAGAAGAAAAGCCUAAACUUUCCCCACAACCGAAACCCGCAACAGAAUGGACCACCAUACUCAGACGUCAAGAUGGUUCUGUAGAUUUCUAUCGCAAUUGGACUGAAUACAAAAAUGGUUUCGGCAAUCCGCCAAAUGGUGAAUUUUUCAUAGGCUUGGAUAAAUUGCACGAAUUAACCAAUCAAGAUCCACCGCAGGUGCUUACAGUCAUACUACGGGAUUGGAGAAAUGAGGAACGUUAUGCCAAUUAUAGUUUUUUCAAAAUCGAUAAUGAAGCGGAAAAAUACAAAAUAUUUGCCUUGGGCAAUUAUGAAGGCAAUGCUGGCAAUGCAAUGGCCUUUCAUUUGGGACAAGCGUUCAGUACAUACGAUCAGGAUAAUGAUGGCACAAAUGUUCAAAAUUGUGCCGAGAGAUGGCAUGGGGCUUGGUGGUAUGAUAAUUGUUAUCACAGCAAUUUAUGUGCCACUUAUCGCCAAGAGCAUGAUAAAUUUUCGAAGGGCAUCGCCUGGAUGCAAUGGAAAGGUCAUGACUAUUCGCUUAAAUAUGCUGAAAUGAAGAUAAGACCUAAGAAAUAGUAACAGCUAACCAAAAUGAUGGCCAGACAAUAUUUCAGAAAACAAGUUCAAUAUUUUGAAGUUAAGGAAAAAUUUAAUUUAAUUAAGAAUGUGAAGAAAGAUUUUUGUAGUAACCUAAUUUUCCCAUUAAUUAAAAUGAUGGCAUAUUUUUUAAUUAAAACCAAAAUAUUGCCACAAUUUUCUUUUGAAGUAAAGAUCAGAUUUCAAUUCAACAACCAUA